This is a messenger RNA of Aspergillus steynii IBT 23096, 500 nucleotides long. RefSeq lists its product as uncharacterized. NCBI's taxonomy places the organism in Eukaryota, Fungi, Ascomycota, Eurotiomycetes, Eurotiales, Aspergillaceae. Bases 55 to 366 code for a protein of 103 amino acids. The transcript is spliced from 3 exons. Gene Ontology annotation, biological process: mitochondrial respiratory chain complex I assembly. The record is from RefSeq and is a predicted model, not a curated record.
CUGCCCCUUCACGCCUCGCCGUAUCGCUCGCUUCCUCCACCACCCACUCACACAAUGGCUUCUGGAUUUGGUCUCAACGGCGGUCCGUCCCGCUGCUUCAACUUCUGGCAGGAAGUGCUCGGCUGCUACGUUGUCAACGCCGGAGAGGGUGAGGCCGGCAAGAAGAAGUGCUUGCCCGCUCUGGAGGACUACCACGAGUGCCUGCACCACAAGAAGGAGGCUAUCCGAACGAUCAGAUUGCAGGAGGCCUACCAGAAGGCCGAGGCAUCGAACCCCCGUGAGAAUGCGCCCAAGGCCGAAGAGAUCCGCAGUCUAGGAUUGCUAGGGAAGGAAGAACAGGCAACUGCAUUUUUGGGAAAGUCUUAGGAGGGUGACGGGCCCAUGUUGAGAGGGUGCGGUGCCGAAUUCGAUGUUUUACUAUUACUACCAAAGUCAUGCUGUUUUGUUGCGACGAUGAAGUCCUCAAUGUAUAGAAAUGGACACGCUCGGUUCUACUUCAC